Molecule: messenger RNA, 1241 nt
Organism: Fomitopsis serialis
Lineage: Eukaryota; Fungi; Basidiomycota; Agaricomycetes; Polyporales; Fomitopsidaceae
Exons: 5
Coding region: 354-1241 (295 amino acids)
Biological process (GO): regulation of store-operated calcium entry
Cellular component (GO): endoplasmic reticulum membrane
Source: RefSeq, a predicted model, not a curated record
CCGACAACGCCCCGACCACGACUUGACGCUCAGCGCUCAGUUCUCUACCCUCGUCUUGAGGAGCCUGCUUACCUGCUGUUCGCUGUCCGGAUUAUCGUGGUCCAAGUUAUGCAGCUUCUCGGCCUCAUGUGAUAUCAGAUGUACAUAUCUAUUUGCCUGGUAUGCUUCACCUUCAGCUCGAUCAAGAUGUCUGAAACUCAGUUUGCGGAGGCAUACACGUUGCUCCACGUAACCGCCUAGGCGCAGUCGUAUCUAGGGCUUGCCACUGAAUAUGAUUUGCGGCUGCACCGUCUCUUUCUUCUCCACCACCACCUAGGCUGAUUAUCCGGGUGGGCUCUGUAGAGCCGGCAGACAUGACCAAGAUGCUGUCGAAGGUCGCGCUCGAGCGCAUACCAUCGCUCACGUUCUACAAAGACGCAUUGACGCUGUCAAAGAGAGGCAGCUCGAUACCACAGCUCACGUGCCUUGGAAAGGCGUGUAGAUUGUAUGAGCCCGACGUUGUGCGCUGCGCGAAUGCUGGUGGGCAUGGGACGGACGUGGACUGGAAGUGCGAAGCAGACCUCCCGGAGGCACUGCGAUUCGGGAGAGUCGAGGUAUCGUGUGAGGGAUGGAGUGGCCCCGGGGAUCCGUAUGUCGUGAAAGGGUCCUGCGGGCUUGAAUAUCGCUUGGUUCAAAUUCCGGAUGCCCUGCGUCGACCGGAGGAACACCACCGCCACCACUCGCGAAUCCUCAACUGGAUUGGAGCUGCACGCGACAAUCCGUCUGCUGCAGUUUUCACAAUCGUGUGGACAGCGUGUCUUCUGUUCAUCCUGUACAGCUUCAUCAACACGCAACCCUCUGGCUCACGACCUCGUCCUCCGGACAGUGCACCAGGGUGGUUCGGCAGCAACGGAGGACACUCUCCGGGCCCAAAUGAUCCGCCGCCGCCGUACUCGAAGCACCCCGGGUCAACACCUGGUGUCAAUCCCGCCACAGGGGGCGGCCUCAAUCCAGGCUUCUGGACGGGCGCCGCACUCGGUGGGUUGGGCACGUACCUUCUCAAUCGCGGCCAGCGAGAACGAGAGCGAGAACGUACCUACGCGCGGCCGGCCGCGUAUGACUGGGAGCACGAUCAACUGUUCCGAUCGUCGCCGUCGGCUGCGCCUGGGACGUCGCAGUGGGGGUCUGGUGGUGCCUUUGGACGACGUGCGGCAUUCGGGUCGGAUGAUCGUGGCGAGGGCUCGUCAAACUUGGGCCGAUGA